This is a messenger RNA of Salvelinus sp. IW2-2015, 2741 nucleotides long. RefSeq names its product zinc finger protein 385B-like. Gene Ontology annotation, molecular function: zinc ion binding; nucleic acid binding. The record is from RefSeq and is a predicted model, not a curated record. NCBI's taxonomy places the organism in Eukaryota, Metazoa, Chordata, Actinopteri, Salmoniformes, Salmonidae. Gene Ontology annotation, cellular component: nucleus.
UAUCUCUCUUUUAACAUAGGAGGACACAUAUUCUACUCAGCAUUGGGAGGGAGGAGUUGUGUGUGUGAAUAUGUGGACCAGUCUACUGAGCCGAGGAAGUGCCUUCAAUAGCAGCUGUCACCCGGCAUUGGUGCGGACCCCUCCUGUUAUGAUGCAGUCCACUCUGGAUAUGAAGUCCUUCAUGUCCUUCCCGGUGGAAACCACAUCAGCAGUGGGACUCUUCCCCAACUUCAACACAAUGGACCCUGUGCAGAAGGCCGUAAUUAAUCACACAUUUGGAGUCUCCAUCGCGCCGAAGAGAAAGCAAGUUAUUUCCUGCAACAUCUGCCAACUGCGCUUCAACUCAGAUAGCCAAGCCGAUGCGCACUACAAAGGCAGCAAACAUGCCAAGAAGCUCAAAGCGCAGGAGACCCCUAAACAUAAGACCCUGAAAAACUACAGCACACCCAGCCAGGACAGAGGAAAGAGAUUCAUAUCCUCCACCACCUCCUCUUCCUCCUCCAGUAUCGCUCUCACUGCCUGCAGCUCUGAACAACCAGUUAAAAAAGGGUUAUAUCCAAACAAUCUCUACACCAUGGCGUCUUCAAAAUCGUUUUUCCCAGCUUCUGGCCUGGCAUUGGCGCCUUCAUCUAUCCUGUGUAAACCUUUGUGUGAGCCCACACCUGCCAGUCCGGCCCCAGAGAUGCCAAAGCCCACACUCACUAAACCAACCCCGGUGCCUGCUGUGCCUGCUGCCCCCGCCCCAUGCACGCACUCCGACGAAUCAGAGGAGGAGAAGGCCAAGAAGCUUCUCUACUGUUCGUUAUGCAAAGUAGCCGUCAACUCCCUCUCCCAGCUUGAGGCUCACAACACAGGUUCCAAGCACAAAACGAUGCUGGAUGCGAGGGAUGGAGCAGGGCCCAUCAAAGCCUAUCCCAGGCCAGGGGCUAAGCUCAAGGUCCAGGCCACCAUCACCAAAGGCUCAGGCCUGCAGAACAAGACGUUCCACUGCGAAAUCUGUGAUGUCCACGUCAACUCAGAGAUCCAGCUCAAACAGCACAUUUCCAGUCGGAGGCACAAAGACCGAGUGGCCGGGAAACCCUUGAAGCCCAAAUACAGUCCUUACAGCAAGCAGCAACACAGCACCGCCACCACCACACUAGAAGCUAAACUCGCAUUCCAGAAGGACCUUGUGAAGCCCCUGUCUCAGGCUUUCCUCUCCAGCCCGUUCAUUCCCACCACAAUACCCUCCAUCUCCCUCCACCCGCGGCCCAACACCUCCAUCUUCCAGAAAGUCGCCCUCCCGCCCUCUUUCCUGCGAGCAGCUCCUGGCCCUAUCCGGCCAACAGGAGGGUCCAUCCUCUUCGCCCCAUAUUGACCUUUGAACCCCUCAUCCCGACCACCUGAGCACAGAGGGAGGUCCAGCUUUGUGUGCACAGUGUCCAUAUUAUGACAGCCUCAGAGUCACAAGUGGUUGGUGUCAAACUGUUCCUCAGAGAGCUCUGAGAUGUGUAUGAGAGGUGUUACCAUGGCAACGUUCACACUGGGGCAGUCAGGAUUACGGAGCUUGACCCGACAACAUGUUUCUCCUAAACCUGCUGAACCUUAACCGAGGGGAGCAUUGAACUGUCUACACCCUGAUUGACCUGAAUUACCGCGGUUUCUCGGCACAAUGUAAGGACAACACCAGUCACAUGUACGGUGUCCUAUUAGGACAGCCUCAGUGUCAGGACUUCUUUCAAUCUCACCUUACACAUGAUCGGUGUGAAUUUGUGGUAGUGCUGGACAGCAGAGGAAGUGCUGUGUUGUUUUAGACCGAUGAUGGGGGCUAGCUUGUCUCCAGUGUUUGUAUGGUGGAGAAAGCUAUGGGAUACAGUGCCAUGAUUGACCUCAAAUCAGGCGUCUCAACUUUUCUUCUAACUCUUGUGGGCUGAACAACUGACACCAGCUGCGAUUAACUCUUUCAAAGCCACAAUAAACAUCCCUGCAAAAUCUGGGAUGUUUUCCUUCGGUCCUUCAAUUUCAGUGUUAUUAUAAGAUAAACAACUGUUUGUUUGUCCAAAGACAAAAUGGAGAAUUGCACAUUAAUGCUGACCUGCCUGUUGUCUGGCAGGGACGUCAUGGGCCUUUGAUUUCUAUGUGAUGUCAAUGUUUUUGUCAGGGCACUGUAUUGUGACUCCUUAAUGCAAUAAUGUACAGAGUUUUAAGAUACAUGUACAGUAUACACAAAACUAUGUUAGGUAGUAUUGUAGAGAGAGUACUAGAAAUAGAGUUUAUGCAUACAUUGUGGUUUGGAGAGUUUGGAAAUACUGCUUUAAACUUUUUUUUWAAUCAAGAAACGAGAUAUGAAUGUUAUAGUUGUGCUCCUUUAAGUAGGGAAUUGUGAGCUUAGGAUCAAAAUUGAAAAACUGCCAUCUCUGGAUGAUACAGUGAUGUCCUUUGCUAUGCAAGAAGUUUUUAACUAUUGUCACCACAUUUUAAGCGAUAUUGUGUACGAUUUUAACCGCGGCAACAACAGCAAGAUUUAACCUGUAUGGUGUUAAUAUUAUGACACCCUCAUUCUCAGCAGGACUUGUUUCAAUCUUAGCAGGACUUAGGCUGUCCUAAUAUGGACACCGUCAAACAGAGUUGAUUAAAAUAGAAGGAGGCUAGAUGUCUAUCCAUAGGAAUUCUUUGAAGGUAUGCCUUCACACCCCUUGACUAUUUCCACAUUUUGUUGUGUUAGAAAAUGGGAUUAAAAUGGAUUUAAUUGUCAUUUUUGA